Molecule: messenger RNA, 5488 nt
Organism: Wasmannia auropunctata (little fire ant)
Lineage: Eukaryota; Metazoa; Arthropoda; Insecta; Hymenoptera; Formicidae
Gene: Pdzd8
Product: PDZ domain-containing protein 8
Exons: 9
Coding region: 989-3907 (972 amino acids)
Biological process (GO): mitochondrial calcium ion homeostasis
Cellular component (GO): mitochondria-associated endoplasmic reticulum membrane contact site
Molecular function (GO): lipid binding; protein binding
Source: RefSeq, a predicted model, not a curated record
UCCUCGCGAUCGCCGCCCGUGAAACGCGCGACGGUCGCCGUUCCCAUCGGAUGCGGCGCAGCGACGCGAGGGCUCGUUCUCUGUGCGCGCGCGCGCGCGCACGCCGUUCAGCUGAUUCGCGGUCGACGAGUGAAAGUGCUCCGAAUACCUGUCGAGCCGUGAAGACCGCGGAGACCUGAUCCGUGUGCGAGCGCGAUGCGUCGAGCGCGAGGUGGUGACGUUCGGCCGUACUGAAAAAGUUCCUAAUGCAACUUUAGGUAGUAGCACGACAAUACGAUACAAAAGCCGAAGGUCGAUUUCUCGUAGAACAAUUAGAAGUGAUGUUCUUCCUGCCUCUCCUUCUCUCCCGUGUUUUGCCUAACUCCUGGUGUACAACGAUGAAAAUAAACCGUAUACGACAGCCUUUCCUUUCGAUUAAGACAAUACAGAAUUUUCCUGAGACAGCAGCAAAAGUGAAUUUCUAUUCUAAUUACAAUUUAUAGAAAAAUAGAGAAUGAAAAGUGAAUUCUUCUAAUUUUGAUAAUAAAUUUAAAUUUUUCUACAUAUAUAGAAGUCAGUAAUACGUAUCUGCAAUAUUUAGAUUCUUCUCGUUUUUACACGCAUUUUAAUUUGCAUAAUUCUUGCUGCAGCCUGUUUCUUUUUCUUUUUGGAGUUCGCCGAUACUUAUGGAGGAGGGACCUGGAUUUUCGACAGUCGUGGCUCCAGGAUAUAUGCACAUUUGGGACUUCCUCUCUCGUCACGUGCAUAUAUAAUGUGAUAAUGUGAAUAAUAUCGUGCGUGCUUCAGUAUGCCCCGUUGUUGACGCUCAUCAGAAUUGUUCCUUUGACAACGCUCCGCCUUUAACUAUGGACCUCGGGAACCUUCUUUCACAUGUGCACAAUACAACGUUACUUAUGUAAUAGUCUGCAUCUGGGCCACGAUUGCAUUGUGUGUCGCAUUUGAUAUCUCGUGGGGAAGACCGCGCAUCACUCACGGCAGUGAAUUUAAUAUGGACACUUUGCAACUGGCUCUGGUGGCCGUCUUUACAUUCGUCUGCGGUGUAAUAUGUACCCUGGCGUUGCAGUUUUACCUGUUCAAGAGGUACUUGGACUCGGGACCUCAGGUCGCUCCGCCGCAGAGGCAGCUGCAGCAUGGCAAGGCGCAGUUACCUAAAGAGCUCGUGGAACAGAUGCAGGAGGAACGGGCGAACUCCAACAACAGCAUGGCCCGUCAGGCGAUGUCACAGGGCAAUGAGAACCUGGCUAUAAACCUUACGCUGCAGUUCCUCUUCAAUGAACUGCGGAACGCUGAACGAGUGCGUCUCUGGCUUUAUAGGAAAUUAAAUAACGAAUUCAAGGAGCUUCUGACGCAGUCGACCACCGCCAAGCUGUUAGACAGUGUGAAAUUGAGAGACUUGAACCUCGGCACGCAAUUUCCGACGAUAAAGGGUUUGGAGGUCGCCGAUUCAAAAAUCGACGCUGACACGGGUUUACUGGAGUCUCUGGACUUGGCCUUAGAUUUACAUUACUCAGGAAACUUUCAAUUGUCUAUAGAUGUUAAGAUGCUGCUCGGUAAAACAGCGUAUAUGGCGUUGCAAGUAAAGCGUAUCAGUGGCAGAGCUAGGCUGCAAUUUACUCGCGUACCAUAUACACACUGGUCGUUGAGCUUUUAUUCGGAUCCGAUCCUGGAGCUGGAAGUGCAAUCGCAAUUCCAAGGCCGUCAAUUACAGCCGCAGAUAAUCUCAAUCAUUACCAGUCAGAUUAGGAGGGCGGUGAAGCGGAAGCAUACCCUGCCUCGUUACAAGAUGCGUUACAAGCCGUUUUUCCGAAGAUUGAACGACGAGGCCGUGGAUCUCUCAGAAGUCGCCAGUACUCAGCUCACUCCAGGUUACUUGGAGGUCGUACUAUUGGAGAUCAGCCGACUAAACCUCGCACCUAUCGUCCUCAACAGCGGCGAAGACGUGUCGCAGAUAGAAGUGUAUUGUACCAUGUGCAUGGAUUCCACGCCGUGGAUCUACUUGACGCAGUACAGCAGCGUCCCGUACAUGGUGCUGGACUUGAUCAUCAGUAAGACGGGCUCCCAGCAGCUGGGCGUGGUGUUCAAGCAGGAGGUCGUGCCGGAGAUCGGCCAGAUGUGCGUGCUGGUCGAGACCAUAGUGUCCGGCAGCCCGGCGGCGAUCGCCGAGAUGAGGAAGGGCGAUAUCUUGGUGGCGGUGGACGGCAAGAAGGUGUCGAGCAUGAACCAAGUAGCGAAAUUCGUCAAGUCCGCUGUACAGCGACGUUUCAUUAUCCGGGUGGAGAGGCGAUACUCGAAGGCGGAUUCAAGCGAAAGAGGGCAGAAAACGGACAACGAGAGAACAUCCUUCACGGAAAGGAAAGCGUCGAAGAGCGAUUCCCUGGGCAGGCUGGACAGCCCGAGCGCGGAAGAUGCCGGAAAGAUGAAGUUCGAGGCGCAGAUCAAGUUCUCCGAUCUACGAGAUUCCGACACCGAUCUCACGGACUCCCGAUCGGAAACCGGUAAACUAUUCAAGAGAAGAAAAAGCAGCAUCCACACGGAAGAGGUCGCCCAGACACCCGACACUACGCCGUCUCGACGAAUCUCGACGAUCUCCACGUCGUCGGCGUCAUCCGGCAAUGUUCAGUUUUACCUUCCGGACGACAGUAACACGUCCAACGUCACCGAUCUAUAUCACAACACGAAAGAGAAAUCAUACGCCUCUCUGAUCACCUUCGAGGAGACCAAGAGCUUCCGGAUCGAUUCUGAAUUGCAGUACCUAAAUUUGGGUGUAUGGGGCCGUGUGAAGGGCGGUGAAACACCACCGAGACUGCUGGGCUACAUAAACGCGCCUGUAAAAUUAAUCUUGGCGCAGUGUUGCACUUCCACGACUGGACAUUAUCUAAAAUGUCACGCCUUGUUGCCUCCGGACAGUGCUUCUUUAGCGACAUCCUACGUAAGACUUCAGGGUUACUCGGGAUUCGAUCCAACGCUUUGUUACGGCGACAUCCUGCUGUCGUACGUAUGGGAAUCUUGUCGGCCGAGCGAUACGGUCAAUGAUUUCGGGAAGAGGGAGAACGCAGAAACUGCCAAAAUUCAACCGACCCCAAGUGAGGAAAUCGCCGACAGAAAGAUGCACGAUUUCAUCAGGACACAUUUCCACAGGGCGACACAUUGUGAUUUUUGCACGAAAAAGAUUUGGCUAAAGGAUGCAGUACAGUGUCGAGACUGCGGUAUGGUGUGCCACAAAAAAUGCGAGAUGCGUUGUCAGUCGUCCGGCACUUGCGGUGCGGAAAGUCUAGCAACGCUAGCGUUAGAGGCCGACGAGAUCGAGCCAAACAUCGGGGAUAUCUCUAGCCCGGAAAUCUCUUUGACCGGAUGCGAAGAUAAUGUACAGGGCGCAAGUAUGAUGGCCGUGAAGGCUAGUAUAGCUAACACUCUAUUGGGCCUGAAGAAGGCUGGAAGUACCAGUUGCUUGGCCCCACCGGCUUCCGGUAUUGGUCUGGCAUCUCGAAGUCUCCCCCCAAGUCCCUGUGCAUCCCGCAAGAGUUCAUUGGCUGGAGGUCUGGGAAUAAGUCCUGACCUCUUGGAGGGUGCUGAGCCAAGUGUUGCAGCUCCACUUAUGGCCGGCGACCUGGACGACGGUCUUAUGUCGAGGGCCAGGGACACCGGCAAGUUCUUAUAUAAGUACUUGGAGCCGCAGGAGCGCGUCGAGAAGAUCAACAUUAUGAUGGGAAAACUGAAGAAUGCGCUAGACGCCGAAACUACCUCAAGAUUGGAGCUGUCCCAUAACGGGGAUGCGGACAGCAUGAAACUGAUCGCGCAGAGCGACCUGCGAGUACAGGCACUAAGCGUGCUGCUUCUGCACUACUGCGCCGGCUUGCAACACGCGCAGGAGGCGGUGGAUCGACCGCAAGCCAGCAAGGAAUCUUAAUAGGAGCGCAUCGAAUAAACACGACAGCUUUAAGAGAAAAUCGCAUUUUACCCUAUUUCUCUUCUCUAUGAAAAAACGAAACGUGGAAAAUGUAGCGAUAUUUGAUAAUGAAAUAAUAAUGGUUUGCUUUCGCCAUUUAUGUUUUAGUAUCCACUUAUUUAAAAUGAGCAACGACUGGAUACUACUAUGUUCAUCAAUUUUAUGAUGUUGAUAUUGCCGAUUUUUAAUAUCGAUUAAUUGUAAUAUUGAAAUUGUAAUGUUAUCAGGCUGUAUAAAAUGCACAGCAAUAUUUAUAUUAUUAUGCACAUAUAAAUAGGGAGCAAGUAUCUAACGGUAUUUAUAAACAUUCCAUCGGUGCGUAUAUCAGACUCAUAAAUUAUAUCUUAUAAUCACUUUUUCUCGUUUCUACUAUUUACUGUAAAAUAUUUUAGAAAACAUUACUUAUACGUAGCAUUAUUAUAACGUUACGUAACGGUACAUUUUCCAAAAUUUAACGUUGAUGUAACGUUAUAAACAUUAAUAUAAUGUUUCAGAGAGAAAGAAAGAGAGAGAGAGAGAGAGAGAGUGUGUAUGUGUGUGUAUAUUUUUGAUUGCAUAUUACGCCAUAGUUGUUCCAAAGCCUAUUCUACAUUAGUCAAUUGAUUAAACACGACUCACACGAAUGUCGGUAAGAAGACAGAGAUGAUAAAACAUAAUUAUUAAUUUAUUAGUCCGAAAUUUCAACAUCCCGUAAUAACAGAUCUUUAGCGAGAAAUCUUUGACAGUUACAAAUUCUAUUCUCAAAAUCUCGUUUUUAGAAAGGCUUUAUAUCAUAAUUUCUACAUCUUUAAUUUACAGAAUUUAAUGUUAACAAUUACAAACGAGUAUGUAAUUAUUUGCACUGUACAGGAUUAAUCGAAUUCUGCGUUACGCACACGUAACUGACACAUACGUAAAUUACACGCAAAUAAUAUAAUUUUAUGUAUCUAUAUUCUAAUAAUUUUAUCGAUUCGCCUGUAAUAAUUUGCGUUACAUAUGUAGCUGGAUAAUACUCAGAGAUGAGAUUAUCGUUCACCAAGAGAGAACACCAAACUCGUUAAAAUUAGUAUUAAUAGAUUGUUAUAAUAACAAUUAUCGCAGUGUGCGUAGGAACGUGCGUGUGUAUUCACGCGACAAGAAAAUGCUUUGGUUUGUGAAAAGAUGUUAUCUAAAAAAAAAAGAAGCUUUCCGUAAAAACGAUUUCUCAAAUGCCGAAUCAAUACAUUUUAUCUGAUAACUAUUUUAUGCGAUAUAUAUUAGAUCCGCGAAUGUAACGUGUGAUGAACAUAUAUUACGAAUUUAUAAGACUAUUUAUCGAUUGAGAUUGCCGAUCUGUAGAUAAUGAUCUGUACCGGAUUGUUGAAUACGGUGCACACGGUUGUGCAUUGCGCCAAAAUACGUGUGAUAAGACGAUAUAUUGCACGUUUCUAAUAACAUUUUCCGACUCUAUGUCUUUUUGGACAAAGCCAAUUUGCGAUCUUAAUCGUUGAAAAAAUGUUUCACAGACGGAAUUUUAAUAUCUAUACUACUUUCUACGUCUCUUAAAUUUACAUUACAUUCUAC